AGCAACAGCAAUUUCAAGAACACCUCUUUCCACUAUUUCUCCUUCUCUCUUGGUGUGCGACUCUUUUGUAUCCCCUUUUCUCCUUUUGGAUCAGUCUGAAAAGCUUCUUCAUCUUUUACAAACCUUUUCAAGUUGCAUGAACGUUUGAUUUGAGGUGGGCUUUCACAGUUUUUUAUAUGAACAAUAUGGAAGGGUGCUGUGAUCUUGAAGUGGAUGUAAAUGGCGAAGAAACUUUCAUGGUGCACAAGAAAAUUCUUGUAUCCUUCUCAGGUUUAUUUAGCAAAUUAAUUGGUAAUUCGAGAAGCACAAGGAAACUGAAAGUGAUAUUCAAAGACUUUCCAGGAGGCGCAGAGGGUUUCGAGCUCGUGGCAAGGUUUUGCUACAAUAAUGGCCGAACAGCAAUAAUCCACUCAAACAUUCUUCUACUAAACUGUGCUGCUAAUUUCUUGGGGAUGGAAAGUAAUGCUUCGAGUCAACCCAAUUUAAUAGAACAAACAGAGAAAUCUCUUGAAGGGAGCAUCUUUUGGACUUGGUCUGAGCUCCUAGAAGCAUUGAAACAGUGCCAAGAUUUACUUCCCGCCACAAAAUCUUCAGUCAUGCUUCAGAAUAUCUUGGAUUGUCUUAUAGGACGGCUUGCUUUGCCUAGUGUUGUUGCAAGCCCAUUUGCAUGUUCCUCAGACAAUUCUAGCUGCAAAUUUUCCUGUGAUACAAUAAGCACCGACAGCCAGCUGAAAAACAACUCUUCUCAACUGCCUUGGUGGUUUGAAGAUUUUUUGUUCUUGAACGUUGAUAUGAUUGACAAGGUAAUUAAGACAAUGGUCUCCCAGAAAUUCGACCAAGCUAUAAAUUCCAAGUUCCUCUUCUAUUACCACAAAUCAAGAUGUCUUGGUGCAGCCCCAGCUGAGAAGCACAAAACCACAAAGGUUGUAGUCACUCUGCUUUGUUUGCUUGAUAGGAGUUCUCUUUGUUGCAAGGGCUUGUUUGAAAUUUAUCGAGUGGCUUUGGGCUCGAAAAUAAGCAAAUUUUACAAAAACAAGAUAGAGAGUUUGAUGGGUUCGCAGCUGGAUCAAGCAACAAUUGAUUAUCUGCUUGCUCCAUCUCCACAUGGGAGGGACUAUUCGUAUGAUGUUAAUUUGGUUUUGAGGCUUGUACAAGCAUUUCUCAUUGAAUGCAGCUGUUUGUCAUCGACAACUCGAUUAAAGAAGGUUGCCAAUUUGAUGGAUUUGUACCUUGGGGAAGUGGCCCCGGAUUCCCAUCUGAAACCUUCCAAGUUUAUGGCUUUAUUAUUAGUGUUGCCAGAUUAUGCUAGAGAAUCAGAUGAUCAUAUCUACAAAGCCAUGGACUUGUUUCUAGAGGUUCAUGCAGGGUUGUGUGAAGAAGAAAGGGCAAGUAUCUGUUGUGCACUCAACCAUGAGAAGCUCUCACCAGAAGCUUUGAAAGAUCUAUCUCGGAACUCAAAGUUUCCUUCAGAAACAGUGGAAAGAGCCCUUAUAACAGAACAAUCCAAGAUCAAAAGAUUACUGCACGAAAAUUUAAGUAAGGAAAAGGAUGCUGAGCAAAUCCUUCUUUAUAAUAAAAAGCUCCAUCUUUCAAGUGAUACUGAGAAGCUUAGAGCAGAUUUGCAAGGAAUGCAUUGGAAGGUGAUGGAAUUGGAGAAGGUUCGUGGGACAAUGCAGACACAUAUGAAGAACAUGAUGAGAUCAAGACUACCUAUCCUAAGCAAUGCUAGAUCCUUACCAAAACUCUGUUCAUGA
This is a messenger RNA of Alnus glutinosa, 1754 nucleotides long. RefSeq names its product BTB/POZ domain-containing protein At3g22104-like. Lineage: Eukaryota; Viridiplantae; Streptophyta; Magnoliopsida; Fagales; Betulaceae. Gene Ontology annotation, molecular function: protein binding. The record is from RefSeq and is a predicted model, not a curated record. Bases 177 to 1754 code for a protein of 525 amino acids. The transcript is spliced from 3 exons.